AUGUCAGAACCCACGAUCCUCCUCCCCGGCGACACCAUCCCCCCAACCCUUCUCCCUUCCCCCGCCAGCACCAAACCCCUAACCCUCGGGCCUGGCCUCCGACACAUCCCUCCUUCCACUAUCACCGCCGCCCUCUCCGGCCCCCUCCAUACCGACCCCCGCAAAAACGCCCUGUGGAUUGAGAACAACGGCGGGCGCUACAUCCCCGUAGCCGGAGACCUAGUGAUCUGCAGCAUGCACCACAGCUCCGUGGACGCCUAUCACUGCGUUAUCACACCCUAUACCGCACCCGCAACACUGCCGCAGCUAGCCUUCGAGGGCGCGAGCAAGAAGACCCGCCCCGUGCUGGCGCCGGGCGCGCUAGUGUACGCGCGCAUCAGCGUCGCGGGGAAACACAUGGAGCCCGAGCUCGAGUGCGUGCAUCCCGGCACUGGAAAAGCGGAGGGCCUGGGCCCGUUGAAGGGCGGGAUGGUGUGGGAUGUUAGUCUUGGGAUGGCGAGGCGGUUGUUGCUGCCGCCUGGCAAGAUGAGGGAGGUUGGGGGGUUGGUGCUGCUGGAGGCGUUGGCGGAGAAGGUGCGGUUUGAGGUUGCGGUGGGGAGGAAUGGGAGGGUUUGGGUAGAGGGGGGGAGUGUGGGGGUGACGCUGGCGGUGGGGAGGGCGGUGAUCGAGACGGAUGAGGGGGGUUUGGGGGUUGAGGAACAGAGGAGGUUGGUUGCGAGGGUGUUGAGGGGGAUGUGA
Messenger RNA from Coniosporium apollinis CBS 100218, 738 nucleotides. RefSeq lists its product as uncharacterized. Gene Ontology annotation, molecular function: RNA binding. The coding region runs from base 1 to 738 and encodes 245 amino acids. The transcript has a single exon. The record is from RefSeq and is a predicted model, not a curated record. Gene Ontology annotation, cellular component: cytoplasmic exosome (RNase complex); nuclear exosome (RNase complex). Lineage: Eukaryota; Fungi; Ascomycota; Dothideomycetes. Gene Ontology annotation, biological process: exonucleolytic trimming to generate mature 3'-end of 5.8S rRNA from tricistronic rRNA transcript (SSU-rRNA, 5.8S rRNA, LSU-rRNA); nuclear polyadenylation-dependent rRNA catabolic process; U4 snRNA 3'-end processing.